Gryllus bimaculatus (two-spotted cricket) is the source of this 10493-nucleotide messenger RNA. Lineage: Eukaryota; Metazoa; Arthropoda; Insecta; Orthoptera; Gryllidae. The record is from the annotation of a GenBank genome assembly.
CCGCAAAGCUAGCCCAGUUCACAGAAGUUAGAAAACUAACUAGUAUGAGAAAGUCUGUGCCAUUCUGUAGUCCCACUAGUUUGAUUUUACCAGAAUGAAUUAAAUAUGCUUGAACAACAAAGCGAACAUCAAGACUUCUCAAUGACAUAUCCUUUUUGCACAUUGUAUAAAUCCCUCAGUGAGAUCCAUUUCUUCAUUAGACGAUAAUGCCUACCUGCCUGUUUUGAAUUUAUAUAUAUUUUUCAGUUUAUCAUUUAGCAUUGUACAUGGUACAGCAAACUUCUCAGAUGCUUUGCAUAUAUUACAAUCAUUUAUCUGCACACUGACUGACCUAUUUAGGCAUUCCAAGAUAUAAUCUUGUUUCCCACUGGGACCAAGUUCCUUUUUAUAAACUCUCACCAUGAUUGGAUUUACCCUUUUUUAUAACAAAUUCGUACAUUUAGAUUAGUCAGCCCAACAGAAAUUGAAAUACAAAAACUACAAAUCUAAAUACCUGUUAUUUAGUAUACUUGUGUGAAAAUGUAUUUCACUUCUAUCAAACAAUUGGUGUAAUGGUAUUUUUGUUUUGACCCUUGAGUAACACAUGCAAAAUUUUCAUGGAACUAUAUGGCUCUUGAUUUCAAUGUAAUCUGCAAAUCCACUUUAACUGUGACUGAUUGUUAUAUAAUACACUUCCAAAAUACGAUGGAAAGUAAUUCUCAAAAUUUAGCGGUUGAGCAGUAACAAUUCAAAAGUGAAUUCCAGUGCGAAUGAUCAGGUUAGUUUUACUCCAGUUUACAGUACCCGUUGAAAUUUGCAGAAUUAAUAUUUUAUUUACAGUAGCUGCACACAAACAAUAUUUGGCACUGAAUAACUCGCAACCCAAUGUGUAAAUUAAUACAUUCUAAAAUUUGAUUACAUAACUGAAAACAAAAAUUUAAAUAUUGUUAAAAGUAUUUUCUUUGAACUGCCUUCAAUAGAACUGUGACCAAGCAAGAAACUUAACAGUGUUUAUAAUGAACAUCUCUACAAUAUUGCAAAACACAUGCAUAGCUAUGAUGUAGAGUAUUUUACAUCUCUAAUUGUGACAAAAAACAUUAGCAACAUACCACAUGAAUGGCUAAGAGCCAAUCACAUUCAUAAUCAACUUUAUCUAGAGACUCAAUGAGCUACAUCAAAGAUGAAGAAUCACAAUUACUAUCUUUCUUAUCAUCUUUGCUCGCAAUUGUUUUUAUGGCAAUACCACACGUUAAAAUCUGAGAAUAGGAAAUGAAAAACAAUUCCAUUUCAUUAUAAAAUUCUAUUCAAUAUUUCAUUAAUAGUCCAUUAACUCUUAAAAACAACUUUGGACAAUUUGAUGUUUCAUGAGAUCAGAACUGAUUUUCACAAUCAAAUUUUGUGAGUUAAAUUAUUUUAUUACCUUAUUUUUAAUGAUCUUAAAAUUAUCAGAUCCCAUGAAACUCAUUUUCAGUCUAUAAAAAAAUGUAAAACAACAAAAUAAGAAAAUUUUCAGUAUUAAUGCACAGAAAAUUGUGCGAGAAUCUGUAAAAUAAAAAUUUAAUAAGUAAACACAAUUGAUCUAAUAAGACCCUCUCUAACAGAAUAAUUGGGUUGCCCCACACAAAAAGUAAACAAAACAUUAUCGCAAGCCAUGCUUGUGCCACAAGCUCCCAUUGGAUACCACCCUCCCUUAUUGAGAACAACCCCCACCCGAUACACUUUGUUUCUUUGAAUAUAUAUUGACCUGUUGAACACUAUUUCAACAAGUGAGCCGUAGUUGACACGAGAUGUCAAAUGAGUAUAUGUUAGACGACUUCCGUCCGAAUCCAAGAGAUGAGAAUAUAUAAGUUCUGAAUAACUUUCCGUUUGGCCUGGACGGAUUAGAUUACAUGAUGGUGUUUCACCAUUUUCUCCAAGCACUUGAGUGGGAACCUGUACACCCAAAAUGCAAAUGUUUCUGCUCACUGUAAAGGAAACUGAGCAAUCCAGUAUACUUGUAUUAAAUAUAUGUGGCUGAGAUAUAAUGUUUCUCAAGCAAUAAUAUUUAUGUCCUUCUUGAACCACUUCUCCAGAUGGAAAAAUACCACUUUGGACUGGUAUGACUGAAUUCUCUGUUGGUAUUUCCGGGGCAGGUUUCUUUCGCAAUAAGGUACAUGUAGAAAAUCCUUCAGGCAUUGGCAAUUUAUCAGGUGUAGAAGAAGAUAUGUUCAUUAAAACAGCAAAACUUUCAUCUUGUGUUAAGAGCGGAGACAACGCAGGUCCUUCAGCAAACUGAGCUGGUGUCAAAGUUAGAAACCGAAUCUUUCCUAAUGCAGCUCCAAGUACAGAUCUUAAUGAUUUAUUAUCAUCUGGAGAUAAUCCUUUUCUUGUACACUCUCGUAUAGCCCAUCUCUGCACAGCAUUAAACAAAUCAAGCUCUGAUGCAAUACUUAGUUCAUCAAGUUCCAAAAUAGUUACAAGUGUUGGUAACUCAACAUCUUCAAAACUAGGUUCCUGGAGAACUGCCUCUGUCUCACAGGAUAUGAUUUUUAAACAUUUCUCCAUUAGUACAGGUUCUUCAAAUAAUCUUGCAAAUUCAUAUGCACGGCAUGCAUUUUUGGGGAAUAAAUCAUUCCACAAAAAUCUUGUGCAUUCUUCAACAAGAUGUGGUAACAUGUAUUUUUUUGCCACAUAGCACAGUUCGCAAGCAUUGUCAAAAGAUUCAAGAUUGAUAUUGUCUGUAUAAAUAUAUUCCAGAAAUGCUUUAAAAGCAUCUGGCUGUACAUCCAAAAUGGGUAUGGGAUCAUUUUUCUCUGCCAUUCCUCCAAAGAACAUUGCUUCAAAAACAGGGCUAGCCAUUGCUAACAAUAACUUAUGUCCUUGAAAUACUUGCUGAUGAGUUGUUGUACCCACAACAAAUCUACAAUCACUCCAUAAAGCUGUUUCGAGGAGAUGAUGUCCUCUUUGACUGACAGUUUUCUUGUGGAUCUGCCAAUCAUUUGUAUUUGUCAUGUUUGUAUUCUUGUAAAAGGAGAGAAUAGAACGAUAAAACCCAAGGUAUCUACAAUAAGAUCCAACUUUUCGGGUGCGCACUACCAAAUUACAACACAACCACGACUAUAUUGUUAGUAAACAAGACCUUCGCUUGACAGCGUAUCACCCUUCGGUAGAGACUUCUCUGUUGACAGAUCGCGACAGAUUUUCGUAGUCAAGGAACAGGGGGCGCUACCUACGGAGAGGAAGCCGAGAAACACUGAGAAAACAAACUCAAAUGUACUUUCUCCUCCGCGAUAGUACUCGUAACCUGGAAAUCAUACCAAUAAAAUGAUAUAAUGUUCUCCUCACUAUGCACGCAUUAGUUCAAAUAGUUUCGAGGCAGAUCAUUGAAAUCAACACUCUUCCGGAAAGAAUUUCCGACUUGGUCGAGGCCAUUCGUACAGUACUUCAAUAUGUAUGAGAAAUUUCUCUGUCAGCAUGUAAAUACGGAUAUUUUACUUUGUAACGUGUGAUGUGCAUUUAAUCAUUUUUUUCCUCAAAUUUUUGAUGCUGUUAGCUGUUGAAUAGCGUCACUGUCCAAUAUUUCUUAUAUUUUAAUAUCGAAGUUGCCAGCUCUAUCUUGUCAUACAGACAUCCAUGUUGAGAAAUUAGUCAAGGAAAGCGGUUAGAGGAAUAAACUCUUAUGAUGAUGCAUUUACGAUAGCACUACACGUUAAUUAUGGCUUUUAAUUGAACGUAGAGUGCUGCGUUAACGUAUGAUCUACAAAUACAAGACAAAAGCUGUCAUUUUAUGUAGUAUUUUGGUAUAUUCAACGAUUAGUGUUUUUUAAUCAAUGAAAUCACCCGACAGACUGAAGAAUUAUUACCUCAUGUUGAGCGUGGGUGAGUUGCUGAAGAAGUGGACUUAAGUGGACGAUAAUAGUGGUUACGUGAUGAAGUGUUUUGGUGCUGUUACAUUUUAUGGAAUAUAAUUGGCAAGUUAAUAAUAUGUGGAAAGAUGAAAUUGCAACGAACAUUACGGCUGUGACAAAAAUCGGUAAUUGAGGAAAACUUAUUUUAGAGAAAACGGCCACAUGUGCCCGUUUUAAUGAAAGGACAUCCUGGUUCUGUCAUUUUUCUGGAACUAUUUUCUUGCUCGAAUAUGCAAGGUUUGGAGGUUAGGUUACUCCAUCUGUUUUAUGUUGUUUCAUCAUGAUCAUCAUCGCCCUAAAACAAAUUAUUAUAGUCAGAAGAUGGAUGGUAUACAAGAUGAAGAUCGGAAAAGGCGCUUGCGUCAGCUGGAAGAAAAAAUCCAGGAUCCUCGCAGUAAUGCAAAUGUUGACUGUCUCCUUGAUACUGUGCAAGCUCUGGUAGCUGACUGUGAUUAUCCGUCUGUGAAACGAAUGAAAAAUGUUGAAGCUUUUCUAAAUAGAUAUGAUACUGUUGCUUCGUAUAUUUGCAAUUUACGUAUGAAAACAGAUGACUUCUCUCUCAUUAAAGUUAUUGGAAGAGGUGCAUUUGGAGAAGUUCAACUGGUUCGACAUAAAUCAACUCAAAAAGUGUAUGCCAUGAAGUUACUUAGUAAAUUUGAAAUGAUCAAACGAUCAGACUCUGCAUUUUUUUGGGAGGAACGAGAUAUCAUGGCACAUGCAAACUCCGAGUGGAUUGUUCAGUUGCAUUUUGCUUUUCAGGAUAAUAAAUAUUUAUAUAUGGUCAUGGAUUAUAUGCCAGGAGGUGACCUUGUUAAUUUAAUGUCUAAUUAUGAUGUCCCUGAAAAAUGGGCAAAAUUUUAUUGUGCUGAAGUUGUAUUAGCUUUAGAUGCCAUUCAUUCAAUGGGAUUUGUACAUAGGGAUGUAAAGCCUGACAAUAUGUUGCUUGACAAGCAGGGUCAUUUAAAAUUAGCCGAUUUUGGAACGUGUAUGAGAAUGGAUGAGGAUGGAUUAAUACGGUCAGACACUGCUGUUGGGACUCCUGACUAUAUUUCUCCUGAGGUGCUUCAGUCCCAAGGUGGUGAAGGAGUAUAUGGUCGAGAGUGUGAUUGGUGGAGUGUUGGUGUAUUCUUAUAUGAAAUGUUGGUUGGUGAUACUCCUUUUUACGCUGACAGUUUAGUUGGAACCUACAGUAAAAUAAUGGAUCAUAGGAAUUCCCUAAAUUUUCCAACAGAUAUUGAAAUAAGUCAUAAUGCUCGGUCACUUAUCUGUGGUUUCCUAACUGAUCGAACUCGAAGACUUGGAAGAAAUGGUGUAGAAGAAAUUAAGUCACAUUCUUUCUUUCAAAAUGAUCAGUGGACAUUUGAUAACUUGAGGGAUUGUGUGCCACCAGUUGUACCAGAACUUAUGGGUGAUGAUGAUACAAGCAAUUUUGAUGAUGUAGAGAAAGAUGAGAGUCCAGAAGAGAACUUCUCUACACCUAAGGCUUUUGCUGGAAAUCAUCUUCCCUUUGUGGGUUUCACGUAUUCUAGAGAUUACCAAUUAAUGUCUCUAAAAAGUUCUGUCCAGGAACAGCAGGAUGUGUGCAUAACAAACAAAGGAUCUCCUAAUAAAUCUCCAGAGCUGUCAACGCAACAAGUGAAUGAAUUGGAAAACUUGCUUGAAAAAGAGAGAAGAUUGGUGAGAGAAUUGGAUGUCAAACAAAACACCCUUCUUUUACAACUGGAAGAACUAACAAGGAGAGAGACUGACCUGACUGAGAAAAUUAACCUGUUAGAGAAGACCAUUACUACAACAAAAUAUGAUUUAAAAGAUGCUCUAAGAAAAUCUGAAAAUGAAUCAGAUAUGAGAAGGAAAGCUGAGUCCUUGCUUCAGGAUUUGAGAAGAAAAUUAGAGGAAGAACAGAAUAAAAGAACUAGAGAAAUGAAUAAUAAUCAACAAGUAAAUGAUAAAAUAAAUAUUUUAGAGAGACAACUUUCAGAUAUGCAGGAGAAUUCAAGUAGGCUUAAGAAGCAGGUUGCAGAACUCUCAGUUGCCAAGUCUGCUGCAGAGCAAAUUCAGGCUGAAAUGCAGAGUAUGGUAUCAUCUCUUCAAACUCAAAGAGAUGCUUUGCAGCAGGAAGUUGCCUCACUUCAAGGUUACCUCUCUCAAGAGAAAAGUUCACGAACACAGGCUUCAGAUCUUCAGCAAGAACUUGAAAAUCGUCUUCAAGGUUUACAUGCUGAAAUGGAGCGAGUGCAACAACGUGAAUCCAAGCUCAUAGAAGAUAAUCGUGUUCUUGGAGAAAAGGUUUCAUCUUUAGAGAAAGAAUGUGCGUCACUGAGUUUAGAAUUGAAAGCUGCUCAAAACCGUUAUCAACAGGAAGUACGGGCUCAUGAAGAGACUGAAAGGAGUCGUCUAGUAAAUAAAGAAGAAGCAAAUUUAGAAGUGGUUAAAGCUCUUCAGGCAAAACUGAAUGAAGAGAAAAGUGCCAGACAAAAAGCAGACUUACAAUUUCAAGAAAAGGAGAGGCAAAUGUCAAUGCUAUCUGUUGAUUAUAGACAGAUACAACAAAGGUUGCAAAAAUUGGAAGGUGAACAUCGGCAGGAAGUUGAUAAGGUGAAAGCUCUACAUAUACAAGUUGAGCAGGAGCAGCAGAAAAAAGCUUGUUUGCAGACUGAAAUUGGUAUGCAAGCAUCGGAGGUAGCUCAUCUGAAGGCCCGCGAAGCGCAGCUUACAAAGGAGGUGACCCAACUCAGGGAAGGGAAGAAGACUGUGGAGGAUGAACUACACAAAGAGAAGGCAGCUCAUUCAGUUGAUAACUAUCAAAUGAAAGAACUUCAAGAUCAGCUUGAAGCGGAACAAUAUUUUUCUACACUCUACAAAACACAAGCUCAAGAAUUUCGUGAAGAAUUAGAUGAAAAAAUUAAUGCAAUGAAUGAAAUAGAAGUGGAACGUAAUAAUCUAACUCAUCAACUGCAAAUAGCUUUAGCUCGUGCUGAUACUGAAGCUCUGGCCAGAUCCAUUGCUGAGGAAACUGUCCAAGAACUUGAGAAAGACAAGACUAUUAAGGAGUUGGAACUUAAAGAAAUGAUGAACAAACAUCGCACAGAACUUUCCAAUAAAGAUAUUGCUGUAAAUGCUAUGAAAGAGAGAGAGAUGGAUUACAAGAAAACAGUAGAUCAGUUACGUAAGGAAAAGGAUGAGACUAAUAAUAAGAUGAGCUUACUGCAAGAAGAAACCCGCAAAAUAAAUUAUGAAGAAUUGGAAAAGCUUCACAAACAAUUAAAACAAGAGCAGCUACUAAAGAUGCAAGCUGUAAAUAAGUUAGCAGAAAUAAUGAACCGCAAGGAUCUUAGUACGACAGGUAGAGGAAAAAAUAAAGUGUCCAAUGCUGAUUUAAGAAAAAGAGAAAAGGAAUGUCGCAAACUGCAGCAAGAACUUACGCAGGAACGUGACAAAUAUGCUCAAAUGUCAGCCAAGUGGCAGAAAGAUGCUCAGGAGCUGCAAGCCCAGGCACAAGAAGAUCAAACAAUCAAGUUGCGAAUGCAAAUGGAACUGGAUGCCAAAGAUUCAGAGAUAGAACAGCUUAAAAGCAAAUUGGCAUCUCUUACCUGUGAAACAGCGUCCUUGAGCAGUGGUGGAGCUGAUAAUGAUGAUGAACUUCUGGGGCAAGAAUCGAGGCUUGAAGGCUGGCUCUCAAUUCCAAAUAAGCAGAACAUUCGUAGGCAUGGUUGGAAAAAGCAAUAUGUGGUUGUGUCUUCCAAAAAGAUUAUAUUUUAUAAUUCAGAAAGUGAUAAGCAAAAUUCGGAUCCUGUAUUGAUUUUGGACUUGAACAAAGUCUUUCAUGUUAGAUCAGUAACCCAAGGAGAUGUAAUUAGAGCAGAUGCCAAAGAUAUUCCAAGAAUAUUUCAGCUACUUUACGCUGGUGAAGGAGAGGCAAGAAGGCCAGAUGAAGGAAUGUUAACUCAAGAUCAGAUAAAAGAUGAUAAACCUGGUACUGUCUCUUUCAAAGGACACGAGUUUAUUCAAAUAACUUAUCACAUGCCCACAAAUUGUGAAGCAUGUUCAAAACCUCUGUGGCACAUGUUUAGGCCUCCACCUGCAUUAGAAUGUAGACGGUGUCGCAUCAAGGUUCACAGGGAACAUUUGGAACGUAAAGAAGAAAAUAUUGCGCCUUGUAAAUUGCAUUAUGACCCAAAUUCUGCCAAAGAACUGCUUGUUUUAGCACCAAGUACUGAUGACCAGCAGCAAUGGAUUCAGCGUUUGGGCAAAAAAAUUCAGAAAUGUGGUUAUAAAGCUAAUAGUGGUAUUGAUGGUGCCAAAGUUUCCCCAAGAGAGUCUACUCGUUCUUCCUUGAAGCAAUAUGCAAUGGCUCAGCAACGUUCUGCAACUCUACCAGCUAACACUUCAGCUAUCGGAAAAUGACAAAGGUAUCUGAAGUGGAAAGUAGAAAAUAAUUAUUAAGAGUUAUAGUUGACCUGUGAUCCAGUGUUUUUAUGACUUUCCUGUUGUGAAUUUUUUGCGUCAUUGGAGAUGUUUUUUUAAGUACACUACUUUUGGAGUAGGAGAGCAUGUGUGAUUUCCACUAGUGUAAGGUGGAAACAGUGCAGUUCUAUACGUCCAGGUUGAUGUUACCAUACCAUUAGUCUGCCCCUUACUAAUGGAAAUUUUCAUUUACUACAUGAUUUGCUAAUAUGGAUUCAUAGCAGACUAUCUCCAGUGACAUACCCUGUGAUGAGUUAAAACUUGCCUAGGUAUGCAAUGUUAAGCUAUGGAUUUAUUUUUUUUAUGGUACAAAGACUAACAUUGUUUAAUUCAGACAAGGAUGCAUGCUGAAGUGACAGUUUCCUUGAAUUUAGUAGAGGAGACAUACUGCUUUUCAUGACUGACUUAGUUAAGCCAAAGUGUUGCAGAAGUUUGAAACCUCUGCUUCCAUUGCUGUCAUUUGAAUAGAAAAAUUCUAGACUCUAAGCUCACUUGUUUUUUUUCACAUUCCUGUAUUUGCAUAGGUUUAGCAAUUGCCAUUCUGUAUAUUUUUAACACUCUUGCUCACUCGGUAAUCCUUUUCUGUGCCAAUGGAGCUGAGAAUGGAAUCUCAAAAAAACGAAAACAAAAACAAAAGAUUUUAAGAAGCGUUCUUUAAUGAGCUAUUCAUCAAGUUCAGAACGUGUGUUUGUAUAUUGGUUUAGUCUUGUUAUUUAUACCUUUUGUUAAAAAGAAGAGAUUCAUAAAACUUGUGUGCUGUUUUCCCCCUCUUCCCUUUCCUGCAGCUGCAAAUAUUGUAUUUGCAGCUGACAAACUUGUACAUUGUGCCUUUAAAAUAACCAGGAAGAUGAGUGAGAUAACCCUCAUAUGUGGUACUCGCAGUUUUAUAUUAUUAUAUAAUUAUAAUUAUUAUUAUGAUUGCUAUUGCAUUUGGAAAGUUUUUCUGUCAGUGAAUGAACUUUAAUGUUACUGCAGUAUACACUGAAAUACAAUGGAAAAUAGUUGCAGAUAUUUACUCGUGUAUCAUAUUAAUAAAAGAACUAUUUUGUAGAUACUGAUGAUUAUGUUGUGCUGUUUUUGUGUAUGUGAGUUACUGCUUGUGUACACAAUAAAAAAGUCAACGAAAUUUCAAACUAAUUUUGUUUUUUAUUUUUUUUGGAAGGGCAUGUGAGUGAAAAUAACUUGUGAAUGUUAUAUGCAAACCUGAUCUUUAAAGGACAGGAAUUACAUCAGUACCCAAACCAUUGUUUCCUUAUUACUUCAACUUCUUAUCUGGUAAACCAGUUAAGUGUGUCAACUUCCUGACUAGUCUUUAUCUUCUUGCCAUCCUUGAAGUAUAAAGAGAGAUAAGUUCUAUGAUUCACUCUAGGUGAUGUGUAUUGUGUUGCCAGAAGUUGAAGAGAACAAGAAUAUAAGAUUUUUUAAUUUGCGUAUGUCACACAAUAUAAACAAAAUGUUAGAUUUGUUGUUUUUAUUCUUAUGUCUUGGUGUUUUUUUCCUCUGCCAAUUGCGAGAAAGCAUGAGGGAGAAAUCUGUAAUAACAUCUUACAAUCAAAGUGGUAAUGUCCAUUCUCACGAGUUGGUAAGUUAAUGUGUGUUCACAGGAAGUGAGAUGUCAAUCUUUUAUACGUAAGUACAAAAUGCAAUUGCAGGAAACAGUUCAGCAAGAGGUACAGGAAUCAAAAUUGGAUACAAACAUUUGCAAAAUUAUUAAACAUUUGGAAGAAGAACAGAAAGUUUUGUUUCAGCAUUUGAAGAAAGCUUUAGCAUUUGGAGAUGAGAUGCAAGUUGCAUAUUCUUUCUCUGAAAAGAAAGUGAUGCGCCUUGAAAGAGAGCUUGAUGAUAAAGAAAAUGAGGCUAUUAGGACUUUACAAAAGUUGGGGAAGAAGGAAGAUCUUGUGUUUUGUUUGUCAGAACGUAAUAAUUAUUACAAAAGAGAAGUACAUAGAUUAUUGUUGGAAAAUUCUUCUUUACGGCAAAGGGUUGAAUUACUUAGCAAAGAGGUACAAGAAUGGAAGAAUAAAUUUGACUUGCCAAUUUAUGAGUCUAGUUCAAGACAUAAAUGUCAGGAGGAUAAUAGAAUUAAUCCAUGGAAUCAAGUAGCAUGUAAUACAGAAGAAGUUUGUACAGAAAGUCAAGAGGAGUCUUCAAUAGUAACACGGU